Nelumbo nucifera (sacred lotus) is the source of this 781-nucleotide messenger RNA. Lineage: Eukaryota; Viridiplantae; Streptophyta; Magnoliopsida; Proteales; Nelumbonaceae. The record is from RefSeq and is a predicted model, not a curated record.
CUAGAGUUCCUCCAGGCUCAAAGCUAAACGGUGCCACUCUCUGAAAAGAUUAUAAAGGCUUUUUCAACCCUUUUCCACUAGCUAUAUGCCUCAGAAGAUGGAUUUCUUUCUUCAAUCAGAGAACCAGAAAAGCCCACCCAAGCGCAACAAGAAGCGGCUAUCCCAGGACCAGGUGAGGCUCCUGGAGACAAGCUUCAGCAACGAGAAGAAGCUGGAGCCAGAGCGGAAGAUCCAGCUUGCGCGUGAUCUGGGUCUGCAUCCGAGGCAGGUGGCAAUCUGGUACCAGAACAAAAGGGCGCGUUGGAAGACCCAGAGCCUUGAGCUUGACUACAAGGCUCUCCAGCUAAAGCUGGAAAGCGCCUUGGCAGAUAAGAGGCGGCUUGAGAAGGAGAUGCUGAGGCUCAGACAAGAGUUAGACAAGGCUCAGGAGAUGCUAAUGGUCUCAAAUUCUACUCCCCCUACUGCUCUCUCUUCAAUCUCCACUUCUUGUGACGAGGAUGGGUCAUCCGGCUUGCCUCGUAGCUCUUACUGGGAGAACUCUGGAGUAAUUCAAGCUGAAGAGCUCUACGCUUUCUUGAUGGGGGCUGAUGCUCAGGCUUCCAAAUUCAAAUGGUCAUGAUCUCUUUGCUCCAUUAAUAUUGAAAUCUAGACGUACAACAGAGAUUGUGACUGUAUAUAUAUAUAUAUAUAUAAAGAGACGACUGGUACCAAUAUAAGCUUUAAUUUGCUAUUAUGAUUGGAAAAAGGAGAGUUAUUAAAUCGUUUUCUGGCCGUUUAUAUA